AUGAAGAAGAAGAAGAAGAAGAGGAAGAAGAAGAAGAAGAAGAAGAAGAGGAAGAAGAAUAAGAGGAAGAAGAAGAAGAAGAAGAAGAAGAGGAAGAAGAAUAAGAGGAAGAAGAAGAAGAAGAAAGGAGAAGAAGAUGAGGGGAGAAAUGCCAAAAGCGAAGACUGGAGGAAGAAGAAGAAGAAGAAGAAGGAAAAACUAACAAAGGAGGAAACGUUGGGAGAUGUAGAUAGAGAAAGGAUGAAAGGGAAAGGAAAAGAGAAAGGAAGAGACAGAAAACGCAAAGAAGAUAAGAGAAGAGUAAAUAAGAGGAUAAAGGAGGGAACGACAACCCUGGGAGGUGAGAAGACGACGACACCCAGGGGGAUGAGGAAGGGGGGCUGGGGGCGACAAUCCCGGGAAGGGGGAGAGGGUAAGCCAGCUACGAUACCCCGAUGGGAAGGGGACGACGACUACGACUCCUAA
Macrobrachium nipponense is the source of this 465-nucleotide messenger RNA. RefSeq lists its product as uncharacterized. The record is from RefSeq and is a predicted model, not a curated record. The transcript is spliced from 3 exons. Lineage: Eukaryota; Metazoa; Arthropoda; Malacostraca; Decapoda; Palaemonidae. Bases 1 to 465 code for a protein of 154 amino acids.